This is a messenger RNA of Daktulosphaira vitifoliae (grape phylloxera), 4974 nucleotides long. RefSeq lists its product as uncharacterized. Gene Ontology annotation, biological process: chitin catabolic process; carbohydrate metabolic process. The transcript has 13 exons. Bases 242 to 4768 code for a protein of 1508 amino acids. NCBI's taxonomy places the organism in Eukaryota, Metazoa, Arthropoda, Insecta, Hemiptera, Phylloxeridae. Gene Ontology annotation, molecular function: chitin binding; chitinase activity. The record is from RefSeq and is a predicted model, not a curated record. Gene Ontology annotation, cellular component: extracellular region.
UCCGCUGGCAAUACCCAACCUACCUGGAGACUGUAAACGCGGGAGUACUUAUGUUCUGUAUCACUUUCACCUUCAGUGAUAUUGGUCUAAAGAACUUUAGCACAGUUUAUACAUGUUGAACUGUUUGUCACCUCGACGAGUAAUCUAUUCGACAUAAAGUUCUUUAAAGACACUAAAACAAUUCAUUAGUACUACACCAUUUUACAAGUAAGUCAUUGACGCACAAUGUUAACCAAAAUAUAUGAAAACUUUGUAUAAUAAUAGAAAGGAAGUUUUAAAAAAGAUGGCUGAAGGCCUUAGAUUGUCCAUUUUACUGGUUUUAUUCGUUUUCAACUGGGCAAAGUCUGAAAAUACAAAAUGUGUGAAUGUGCCAAUGAAACAGAUAAUUUGCCAAUUUGGUACUUCAAAAGAAAUAACUGAACUAAAUCCAUGCCUUUGUACACAUAUAGCAGUUCCAGUGAGUUUAGAAUUAGAAAAAAAUGAUGACACGAAAGCAGAUAUAUCAAAAACUAUUAAAUUCUAUAAAGAAAGCAACAUUAAUCUUAAAUUACUAGCUGCGGUUACCUUAUAUGCGGAAGAUGUUGCAAAAAAACCAAACCAGAUUUGCAAGGAGAUAAUAGACAUACUAGUGAAUUACGAUGGUGUGCAAUUAGAUCUAAAACAAUCCGAUAUAUCAGUUGAUAAAACAUUAAUUGUGCAUUUUUUCAAGGAGUUGACGUCAAAAAUGGAAAGUCAUUAUCGUACAAUUACAAAUAAAAAUAAUGCUGAAGUUGUAAUAAAAUCAAAAGAAAUUCAAUUAGUGCUUCCACCAAAUUCUGUACUAUUAUCGAAGCAAUACGAUCUUAAAAAGUUAUCUAAGAUCGUCGAUUACUUUAUAAUAGCAACGCACAACCUUGUAGAUACGACAGAGCAAAAAUUUACCUAUCAUCCAAGCAGAUUAAUGGGUAGUGAUGAUCUAUUAAAUGCUGAUGCCCUGGUUGAUCUUAUUUUAAGUUUAGGAGUACAUCAUUCUUCAUUACUACUAUCCUUACCAUCAACAGCAAACAAAUUCGUAUUAAAAGAUCCUUUUUUAAAUACACCUCGAUCAUCGACAGUUGGUUUGCCAACAAUUAUAACUCGACAACAAAUGUGUGAAGAAAUGAGGGAAGGAAAUUGGACUAUAGAGAGAGACGAGGAUUUUACAGCUCCAUAUGCUUUUAUGAAUACUACAUGGAUGGCAUUUGAUGAUAGUGUAAGCGCUUCAAUAAAGGGUAAAUAUGUAUUACUAAGAGAUUUAGCUGGGAUAGUAGUUACUGAUGUUGAAGCAUUAGACUGGAAAUCAUCUUGCUCGAAUCAAACAAAAGCUGAACCUUUAACAGAACUCGCAAAAACAUUUACAGAAACGGCAAGAAAGUCUAGAGCUGCCCAAUUUCUAAGUUUACAAGAACAAUUACAAAACCCAGUUGAUCAAGAAUUUUAUUUUAACAAUGAAAUUAGUUAUUCGCCUUAUUACAUUGAACGCGUUGUAAGUAGAGAUGGGGAAGUACAUAUAAUUCGAAAAGACGUAAAAACAGAAUUUGAAUGUUCACGUCAAGGAUAUUUUAGACAUCCUAGUGGUUGUAAUCGAUUUUAUCGUUGUGUGAAAUUCGAUCAACAAUCUAACUAUUUUACUGUUUAUGAAUAUGACUGUCCUGAUGGUUUAGCAUUUGAUGAAAAAGUUGAAGUUUGUGUUUGGCCAGGAUCGCUCUCCGACAGCGGAGCAUGUCAAGGUUCCAGUGAAAUUGCUCCUGUUCCCAGAAAUCAAUUUAUUUGUCCAUCAAUUGAAGGGUAUUAUGCCGAUCCUGAAAAUUGUCGUUGGUUUUUUGCUUGUCUUGACCACGCUAAAGAUGGAAAUACUCCACUUACCGCUUAUGAAUUCAAAUGUCCAUUCGGAUUGGUUUUCGAUGAACAAUCAUUAAACUGUGAUUGGCCAUGGAAAGUGGAAAAAUGCGGAAAUUCUGCGUAUUCCCAAAACUUGGGUUAUGGUGAACAGUCAUAUCAACCUUAUCCACAACAAUUUAGUGGAUUACAAUCAAUAAAUUCAUUUUUACAGUAUAAUCAAAAUUUAAUAAAUCAACAAAAAUUAUCGUAUGGAUCAGUUGACACACAUAUUUCUUCAUACGAACCAAAAUCAUUGUAUGCAAAAAACGAACCUCAGAAUCCAUUUAACACAAAAACAUUGAGUUAUACUCAAUCAUCAGAUAAAUUAACAGGAAGUACUCCAAAUAUUUCACCAUUUUUUUACAGCUCAACCAAAAUUGAUCAGAGUAGCACACCUAGCCCUCAAUUGGUACAUAACAUCGCUAAAAAUUAUGUGACUUUAAAUAAUUUAAAAUCUGGUUUUAUUUCAACACAAAACUAUGAAUCACCCAAUCAAUCCCCUACACCAUUUAAUUUUAUAGAAACAUAUACGGAUAGACCAUCAAAAUAUGCUAGUUCAAUUAGACAAUAUUCAAGUAGUACAUUAAGCCCUACAUUUACUUAUGUUUCAUCCGAUGAGUAUAACCCAACACAAAAAUCUAUUUUACCUUAUAGUACUCCAGAUACGUAUGCUGUUCCAAAUCAACCAACUUUCCGAAUUAAUGAUUAUAAUUCUGAAUUUAGCCGAACACCAGUGCCCGGAACUCUUUAUCAUCAAUCUCAUAAUUUAAAAUCUACACAAUAUGAUUCUACUAAAGCUCCUGGUGUGCUCCUUCAUCAACAAAAUAAUUUCCAAAGCAUUCCAGUUAAUCAAAAUUAUGAUUCUCAUAAAAGUGAUAUACAGUAUCCUCCCUUAAGAGAUUAUGAGUUAUAUUCAACUACUCAAAAACCAGAAAUUAAAAUACAAGAGUCGGGAUACUACACAACUAGUAUACCAAAAAUCUACCCAAGUUCAACCAUACUUAACGAACCUCAUUUUAAUACAGAAAUUAGGAAAGAUAAUAAUUUGGAUAAAAAUUACGAGUAUAUAUUGUCAUCAAAUGAUUUUUAUAAAUACUCUAAAAAUCAAAAACAAUAUUUUUCAACAAGUGCGCCAUAUGUACCUUCAUCAUCAAGCAUUGGUUUGAAUCUCUACGAAAUUUUGUCUACUACACCAAACCCUUUGUCGUAUGAAGAAAAGUUAUACCAGACGCCGGUUAAAUCUUCCUUUAACUUUGAAGAUUAUUUAUCAAAUGUUCCUAGUCAGUCAUACCAGACAGCACCUAUAAUAAAAAAUAAACAUUUACCAUCAUUAAGGGAGCAAGUUUAUUCACAAACUACUCCUAAUUAUUCUACAACGUCAAAACCUAGCAUAAGAUAUUACAGUCUACCUCAAACUUCAGAGACAUAUAAUUUAAUCUUGCCUUAUGUUCAUUCUUCUUCAAAAAUAGAAACAAUAACCCAAAACAGCCCUAGUUAUAGUUCUCCAUCUUACUCGACAACUACAGCUAGACCUAUUAAAUUUGAUAUCACUGAUUAUAAAUUCAAAAACCUUGAAACUAACGAUUAUUCAAAUUACUCUCCGCUGAAUUACAUACCAUCGUCUACUCCCAAUACUUAUACAUCAACAGCAAAGCCAACAGUUAAUUAUUAUACACCUUCGUCAAUUUCUUCAACUGUUGAUGAUGCUUAUAUUAGUGAUCUUAUUUCAAAAUUAUCACAUGACUCAAGCUAUUCAAGUACAGUAAAAACACUUUAUCAAAAUAAAGAUUAUGAACCAAAUUAUUCUUUUAACAUUGAUGAAUAUAUAGCGAAACUAUCGGAAAACAUUGAACAUUCAACGCUUCGGCCAGAGUACUCGAGUGGUACUUAUAAGCCAGAGGUUCAUUCAAAUAGCUAUAUUUCACAAUUAUUACCUACUUCGACAUAUUUCUCAUCAACGGAAAAGCCUAUAGAAUUUAAUGAGCAAACGUAUUCAAUUCUUCCUAUUCAAUCAACAACGUGUAAACCUGGAGCUGCUAUUAAAGUAUCUGCUCCUAAAUUCCAAUAUGUACCUUCAUUGGAAUCUGUAUUCAGUGUAAAACCUAUAACUUAUACACAACAAUCAGAAUCGUUAGGUGGAUUUUCAAGUACAGCUGCCAAUCUUAUAGACAAUUACCACAACAUUCACAAUUCUUUAGAUUCAGCUUAUCGUGCACCAUAUCCCAAGUAUUAUUCGCCACCAGUUGGAAAUACACGUUAUACAACUAAUUACUCUUUGCCAAGAGAAUACGAAAAAGAUGCUGGACAUGUUUUACAUACCGGUUAUCCUUUGUUUCCUUUACAACCAAUCAUUGUGGAACCAGUUAGUGCUGAGUUAAAUGCUGAAUUUGAAAAGUAUUAUAUGGCUGGUAUAAAAAAACAUUUAAAAAGUGAAAAAGAUGGAAAAGUAUUUGCUGAAGGUGAUUCUAACUCUUUAUUAGUUGGUAAAUUGGGAGCUCAAUGUGAUUGCACGAAAAAAAAUAAGCCCAUAAUUGUAACUUCUACUACUAAAACAGUAAUUGAUAAUGAAAAUGAUGAUGACGAAAAAAUAGUAAGCGUUAAAGCAGUAGAAACUAAAUCUACAGUAGUUUUAGAAGAACUUAAAAAAUCUUCGAAAAAUAAAUUAUGUACUCGUCCGGGGUUAUUUAGAGAUCCAAAACAAUGUAACAAAUUCUAUUCAUGUAAUUGGGAUAAAUGGUCCCAAAAAUAUGAAAUAAGUGAAUUUAAAUGUCCAAUUCACCUCGCAUUUGACGAAAAUAUAAGCGCUUGUAAUUGGCCAUCCAAAGGUCCAACUUGCUCACAUGAUACAUUAAUUACAUACACAACAUAAUUAAAUAUUAUUUAAUGUCUUCAAAUAUUCUUUCCAUUCAAAUAAGUUAAAAAUUUAUACUAUUUUAGUUUAAGAAUUUAAUAUUAAAAUUAGGUUACAUUGUUGUGUAUAAAAUAAAAUAACAAUAUAUUUUUAUUAAGUGUAAGAUAACAUUUUUUAAUUAAUUAAAAACAUCAUUUAGGUUUUUUAAAAGAAUUAUUACUAAU